Messenger RNA from Astyanax mexicanus (Mexican tetra), 3060 nucleotides. It is a transcript of the gene copg2, whose product is annotated as COPI coat complex subunit gamma 2. Gene Ontology annotation, biological process: endoplasmic reticulum to Golgi vesicle-mediated transport; organelle transport along microtubule; intracellular protein transport. Lineage: Eukaryota; Metazoa; Chordata; Actinopteri; Characiformes; Acestrorhamphidae. The transcript has 23 exons. The coding region runs from base 112 to 2733 and encodes 873 amino acids. Gene Ontology annotation, cellular component: Golgi membrane; endoplasmic reticulum-Golgi intermediate compartment; endoplasmic reticulum. Gene Ontology annotation, molecular function: structural molecule activity. The record is from RefSeq and is a predicted model, not a curated record.
UGGCGCUGCCAUUUUUCCGUGUCGACGUACAGGAUAGAGUGCAGGCGCUGACGUGGAGGAUCUGCGGUGUGUAGACUUCAGUCUGUCAGAGUCUGCAGGAACAUUCCCAACAUGAUUAAAAAAUUCGACAAGAAGGACGAGGAGGCCGGAAGUGGCUCCAACCCAUUUCAGCAUCUGGAGAAGAGUGCUGUACUGCAAGAGGCUCGCAUCUUCAAUGAGACCCCAAUUAACCCACGGAGAUGUCUGCACAUCCUCACAAAAAUCAUCUACCUGCUCAACCAGGGUGAGCACUUUGGGACUACAGAGGCCACUGAAGCUUUCUUUGCCAUGACCAGGCUGUUCCAGUCAAAUGAUCAAACCCUGAGAAGGAUGUGCUACCUGACCAUAAAAGAGAUGGCCAACAUCUCUGAGGAUGUCAUCAUUGUAACAAGCAGUCUCACCAAAGACAUGACUGGUAAGGAGGAUGUGUACAGAGGCCCGGCCAUCAGAGCUCUCUGCAGGAUCACUGAUACCACCAUGCUGCAGGCCAUUGAGAGAUAUAUGAAGCAGGCUAUUGUGGACAAGGUGGCCAGUGUCUCCAGCUCUGCUCUGGUCUCCUCUCUGCAUAUGGUGAAGAUGAGCUAUGACGUAGUGAAGCGUUGGGUCAACGAAGCUCAGGAGGCAGCUUCCAGUGAUAACAUCAUGGUGCAGUACCAUGCCCUGGGUUUACUCUAUCAUCUGCGUAAGAAUGACCGUCUCGCUGUGACGAAAAUGCUCAAUAAGUUCACCAAGUCAGGCCUCAAGUCUCCCUUUGCCUACUGCAUGCUGAUUCGCAUUGCCAGCAAGUUGCUGGAGGAGACUGAGGGAGGACAUGAUAGUCCACUGUUUGACUUUAUUGAGAGCUGUUUGAGGAACAAGCACGAGAUGGUGGUGUAUGAAGCAGCCUCUGCUAUAGUGCAUAUGCCCAACUGCACUGCCCGGGAGCUGGCCCCUGCUGUUUCUGUGCUCCAGCUCUUUUGUAGCUCACCCAAGGCAGCGUUGCGUUAUGCAGCUGUGAGGACUCUCAAUAAAGUGGCAAUGAAGCACCCCUCUGCUGUGACUGCCUGUAACCUGGACCUGGAGAAUCUGAUCACAGACUCUAACCGCAGCAUUGCUACUCUGGCCAUAACCACCCUGCUGAAGACCGGCAGUGAGAGCAGCGUGGACCGCCUCAUGAAGCAGAUCUCCUCCUUCGUCUCAGAGAUAUCGGAUGAGUUUAAGGUGGUUGUGGUCCAGGCCAUCAGUGCUCUUUGCCAGAAGUAUCCCAGAAAACACAGUGUGAUGAUGAACUUUCUGUCCAACAUGCUGAGAGACGAUGGAGGCUUCGAGUAUAAGCGUGCUAUAGUGGACUGCAUUAUCAGCAUCAUUGAGGAGAAUCCUGAGAGUAAAGAGACGGGUCUGGCUCACCUGUGUGAGUUUAUUGAGGACUGUGAGCACACCGUCCUCGCCACCAAGAUUCUGCACCUGCUGGGGAAGGAGGGUCCUCGCACCCCGUCUCCGUCUAAAUACAUCCGCUUCAUCUUCAACCGCGUGGUGCUGGAGAGCGAGGCAGUCCGUGCAGCUGCUGUGAGCGCCUUGGCCAAGUUUGGAGCGCAGAAUGAUGACCUGCUGCCCAGUGUUCUGGUCCUGAUGCAGAGGUGUAUGAUGGAUAGUGAUGAUGAAGUGAGGGACAGAGCAACAUUCUACAUGAAUGUCCUGCAACAGAAGCAGAAGGCCCUGAAUGCUGCUUACAUCUUUAAUGGUUUGUCCGUCUCUGUUCCUGGUCUGGAGAAAUCACUCCACCAGUAUACACUCGAGCCUUCAGAGAAACCGUUUGAUAUGAAAACCGUUCCUCUCGCUUCUGCACCAAUCACAGAGCAGAAAACAGAAAUUGCUCCAGUGGCUACGAGCAAGCUCCCAGAAAAACUUGCACCUUCCCGCCAAGAUAUUUACCAAGAGCAACUUGCUGCCAUCCCCGAGUUCGAGUCUCUGGGUCCUCUGUUCAAGUCUUCAGAGCCGGUCCAGCUGACGGAGGCUGAGACGGAGUACGUGGUUCGCUGCAUUAAACACACGUUCGCUGCUCACCUGGUGUUCCAGUUCGACUGCACAAACACUCUAAACGACCAGCUGCUGCAGCGCGUGCUGGUGCAGAUGGAGCCCUCAGAGUCCUAUGAAGUGGUGCACCAUGUUCCUGCACAAAACCUGCCCUACAGCCAGCCCGGCUCCUGCUACACACUGGUCCGGCUACCUGACGAUGACCCCACAGCAGUUACCUGCACGUUCAGCUGUACUAUGAAAUACUUGGUGCGGGAUUGUGAUCCGAACACAGGCGAGCCAGACGAUGAUGGUUAUGAUGAUGAAUAUGUGUUGGAGGAUCUGGAGGUGACGGUAGCGGAUCACAUACAGAAAGUUCUGAAGCCCAAUUUCGGUGCAGCGUGGGAGGAGGUUGGAGACGAGUUUGAGAAGGAGGAGACUUUUGCUCUGGCUUCAGUCCGAACUUUAGAGGAGGCCGUCAACAACAUCAUCACCUUCUUGGGGAUGCAGCCGUGUGAACGCUCAGACAAAGUUCCAGAAAACAAGAACUCUCACGUCCUCUUCCUCGCUGGUGUGUUCAGGGGGGGUUACGACGUGUUGGUGCGCGCUCGCCUCGCCCUCGCUGAUGGCGUCACCAUGCAGGUGACCGUCCGGAGUUCAGACGAGAACGUGGUCGAUGUCAUCCUCGCGUCUGUGGGUUAAAGUGAUAAAAUGCUAGAUCCGGUCACAUGCCAAUCAAACCGGAUCUUCGCAUGUUUAAACGUUUUAAAGAUGUUGCCUCUUCUGUGCUAAAUAAUGUAUGUUCUAUUGUUCUGUUGUAUCUUUUUCCACUUUUCACUUUCAACUUGGUUUGUUCAGUGGGGAAAACAAUAAACUAAAGCCUGAGCUGAUACCAUUCACUAAAUCAUCUAUGGUUCGUAGAGCUUAGUUGUAUUCCUGUGUUUUCCACACUGUAAAAACAACUGUGUCGAAAAAUCAAGAUGACCUUUACCUUUACAUUAACUAAUAAACAGCACUCAAAUACAUUAA